Messenger RNA from Medicago truncatula (barrel medic), 735 nucleotides. Its product is annotated as serine racemase. The coding region runs from base 1 to 735 and encodes 244 amino acids. Gene Ontology annotation, molecular function: magnesium ion binding; ATP binding; serine racemase activity. The transcript has 5 exons. Gene Ontology annotation, biological process: D-serine biosynthetic process. The record is from RefSeq and is a predicted model, not a curated record. NCBI's taxonomy places the organism in Eukaryota, Viridiplantae, Streptophyta, Magnoliopsida, Fabales, Fabaceae.
AUGGCUAUAAUAGUAAUAUAUGAUCCAUGGUUUUAUUCCUGUACUGAAUGUUUAUCACUUGUUAGCAAGCCUCAGAUGGUGUGGCGGUUAGAUGUGACAUUGCAUUGGUUUCAGCUAGAGGAUUGGAGUACUUGCAUAAUGGAUGUUAAAGCUAGUAACAUAUUGCUGGAUAAGGAAUGGAAGCCAAGGAUAUUACUUGCCAAGAUUGUGCAGGGAGGAUUGGACCUUGGCCAAGGUACCAUAUCCUUGGAGUUUCUUGAACAAAUCCCUCAAAUCGAUACACUUGUAGUACCAAUAAGUGGUGGCGGUAUGAUAGCAGGAAUAGCAAUAGCUGCCAAGGCGAUUAAUCCGGCUAUUCGUAUUUUGGCUGCUGAGCCUAAAGGAGCUGAUGAUGCAGCUCAAUCCAAAGCAGCCGGAAGGAUAAUAAAAUUGCAUGAGAUAAAUACUAUCGCAGACGGUCUUCAAGCAUUUCUCGGAGACCACACAUGGCCAGUUGUACGAGAUCUUGUUGACGAUAAAAUCACAGUGGAAGACUUUGAAAUCAUCAAAGCAAUGAAACUAUGUUUUAAAAUUCUGAAGAUUGUUAUCGAACCAAGUGGAGCUAUUGGCCUUGCUGCUGUGUUAUCUGAAACUUUUCAAAAGAAUCCUACUUGGAAGGAUUGCAAACAUAUAGGAAUCGUAGUUUCAGGGGGAAAUGUUGAUAUGGAUGUGUUUUGGGAGUCUUUGAACAAAUGA